Messenger RNA from Onychostruthus taczanowskii (white-rumped snowfinch), 2316 nucleotides. RefSeq names its product endonuclease domain-containing 1 protein-like. Lineage: Eukaryota; Metazoa; Chordata; Aves; Passeriformes; Passeridae. Gene Ontology annotation, molecular function: hydrolase activity; metal ion binding; nucleic acid binding. The record is from RefSeq and is a predicted model, not a curated record.
AUGCUGGGGCUGCUGCUGCUGCAGGUGUUGGCCAGCUGCCUUUGGCUGGGACACAGCGAGGUGGUGAACUCCUUUGAAACUUCAUGUCCUCAGUUUUUUUUCCGGGAGAUCCCUCCAAAUGAAGCCCUGGUGCCGCAGAAACCAGCCUGGAUCUGCCAGCGCUACAAGAACCAGUAUUACUUUGCCACCCUGUAUGACAGGAAGAUGCGUAUUCCUGUGUACUCUGCUUACAUCUACCAGCCUGGACCGGGCAAAAGACCUAAAACAUGGCUGGUUGAGCCUCAGCUGAUUGGCCCAACUUAUCCCAAAACUAUGGAAAAAGAGUGGACACUCUUAAAUCAUUACAAUGUCACCUUAGAGAAACUCAGCCAGAGCCAGGCUAUCCUUCAUGACUACAAGAACCUGACGGGUCUGAACCGGGGCCAUUUGAACCCCAAUGGCCACCACGAUGACUACAGCAGCAGGAUGGCUACCUUCACCCUCACCAACAUCGUGCCCCAGGAUGAGAAACUCAACGGUGGUGCCUGGAACAACUACGAGCAGCAAACGAUGAUCAGGAGGACCCAGGGCUGUACAACCACCUAUGUCGUCGUGGGUGCUGUGCCUGGGAACAACUACAUCGCCAAGGGGAGGGUUAAUAAACCCAGCCACCUCUGGUCAGCUGCCUGCUGCGUGGUGGACAAUAACUACAUAAAGGCCUGGGCGGUCAUCGCUGAGAACGACAAGAAUGAGGUUGAGCUCCUCACACUGGGAGAGCUGGAGGACACGUUAACUGAGCUCUAUGGGAGGGGACAGGUUUCCCUGUUUGACAGUGACUGUCCCCGGGAAUAAGCCUCACAUCCUGGGUGGAACAGGCUCAGGAGCUUUUGCCAUAUGUCAUACAAUCACAGAAUGGUUUGGGUUUGAAGGAAUUUCAAAGACCAUCCGUGUAGUCUCAGCUCCUGAGCCAUGGGAAGGGACAUCUUCCACUAUCCUUGGUGGCUCCAAGCCCUGUCCUGUGGUAGUGAGUUUCUUUGUUAUGAAAUUGUGGUGUUAUAAGUUCAAAAUGGUUUCCUCCAGUUGUCCCCCAUACAUAUUGGUUUGUCCCUGAGAUACAUCCACCCAUUCCCCUGUCCAUCUACCUAAAGACCUACCCCUUAUUCCACAGUCAUCCCUGCUACUCAGGGAGACCCUGCCCUCCUCCCUUGUCCAUCACAGAAACCCCACCUUUGUUUCCAGAAUCUUCUGCAUGCAUCCUGGAUCCCUCAAAUACCUAUUGGUCUCCUUGGCCUGCUCUCCUCCCCUGUUGUCUCCCAUCAGAUGUCAUGAUGUAUACACCGCCUUGUGCCCCUCCCCGGGUGUCUCACCACUGGUCCAAGUUUGUAUCCUCCCUAUGUUCCCUCCCCUGUACUUAAGAUGCUGUUACCCUGUCGGAACAUUGUCACUUGUCCCUGGACUCUAUCAGAUUAAAGCCUCUUGAGAACCUAUACAAGUGAUCCCUCUCUUUUCCUUCACUCUGGACUCAACUCAGGAUUCUAACAGCAGCUGCACAGAGCAGCUUUGCUGCCUCUGAGAGCUAGGCAGCCCUGCUUUACUGCCACCCAGACCGGUACAGGGGGUGGACAGGGAGCAGCCACUCUUGGCACAGGCCAGGAGAGGAGCUUGGGCUAGCCAUGGUCAUCCCCAAGUGGACAGCCAUGUCACUGCCCAACCUGGCUUUGAACACUUCCAGAGAUGGAGCAGCCGCAACUUCUCUGGACAACCUAUGCCAGGGCCUCACUGUCCUCACAGUAAAGAAUUUCUUCUUAACAUCUAAUCUAACCCCACCUGCUUUCAGUUUAAAGCCAUUCCCUCUUGUCCUGUCACUCCACACCCUUGUCCAAACUCCCUCUCUCUUCUAAAACCAUUUAGACACUGGAAGGGGUCCAAAUUCUCCCAAGAGCCUUCUUUUCUCCAGGCUCCCUCACCCUUAGCUCCCUCUCUCUCCAGAGCAGAUGUGCUCCAGCUCUUGGAGCAUUUUUGUGGCCUCCUCUGGACUCCACUCCAACAGCUUUGUCUCCGUUUUCUGUUGUGGAUCCCAGAACUGGAGGCAGCACUGCAGGUGAGGUCUCACCAGAACAGAAUAGAGGGGGACAAAUAGACUGUAGAAAUGAACAAGACAACUCAAGGGUCCCAAAGACUUCUGAUUCAUUUCCAGGAAGGUCUGAGAGAGCAGACUUCACAUCAUAUCUAUGUUUCAUUAGGAAGUGAGAAACCUGUCUUCAGAUCAGGAAAAUUUAUAUAUAGAAGGAUAUCCAGUGCUACCUGCUUAUAGAGUAGUUUAGGGACUAACAUAAC